Molecule: messenger RNA, 1503 nt
Organism: Pomacea canaliculata
Lineage: Eukaryota; Metazoa; Mollusca; Gastropoda; Architaenioglossa; Ampullariidae
Product: CCR4-NOT transcription complex subunit 1-like
Exons: 10
Coding region: 208-1503 (431 amino acids)
Biological process (GO): nuclear-transcribed mRNA catabolic process, deadenylation-dependent decay
Cellular component (GO): P-body; CCR4-NOT core complex
Molecular function (GO): molecular adaptor activity
Source: RefSeq, a predicted model, not a curated record
UUUUAGACGUGAGUACAAUUAAUGAUGGCCGCUGAGACGCCAUGUCGAGGAUUGUGAUGAUGCGGUGAACGCAGGAACUUUCCUCAUGUUGGACCCCGCACGGCCCCGUUUCCUACCAGCAAGAGUUUCAGCGUUUUGUAAAUAUUUUUGUUUUGAGAAAGCCUUGAAUUUAAUUUGGGGCUUUCGUUUCAUUGUUUAUGGAUUAAUAUGAAUCUUGAUCCGCUUUCCUUUGCCUUGGCAGAGAUAAGUUAUUCAGUGGCCAAUCUCACAAAGAAAAACUACAAAACAAGUGUCACUGAAAUAAACCACCUUGUCAAACAACACGGGGCUGAAGCUGACAGGCAUCUUUUUAGGUGCCUUUUUUCUCACAUUGAUUUCAGUGGGGAUGGUAAAAGCAGUGGCAAAGAUUUCCAUCAGAUUCAGUUUCUGGUGCAAGAGUGUACAGGAUUAUUAAGCAAGCCCAAUUUCAUCUCUAUACUUUGCUACGCCGUCGACAACCCACUUCUCCAGCAAAAGAGCCUGAGACCUUCAGCUCAGCUUCUACCCCAGCUGAGCAAAGUUUUAAAACUGAGCAGAGUGCAGGAGGUUGUUUUUGCCUUUGCACUGUUAAACUCGUCCAACUCGGAAACUCGACAGUACUCCUCACAGUUUCUCAAGCAGAAGCUUCCAGAUAUUUUACACUCCUACGUUGAUGCCGACACCACAGCACGGCAGGAGGGAGGCCUGCAAGAUGCAGGUAUAGAGGCACUUCACCUUCUUUUGUCCCACCUUUUCCACGGUCGUGAUACAUUUGGCAUUGGCAAGGAGCAAAAGGAAGCACUUCUUAAGACCCUUCGACGAGAACUUGAAGUGUCCUUUGCAGACUUUCCACCAAAUCGUGUGCCUGCAGUUUUAAGCCCUUUUCUCUACUCGGAAAUUGAAGACAUUCCUCUGUCCAAACUGACAGAUUUUACCAACAUGCCUCACUCACUUAUGGAGACUUCUUUGGCAGACCUGUUGCUGGAAGCUGGCUAUAGCUGUACCUCCAGUUUGGAAGAAUGCCGUGGUGUGGUAGGACAAGUUGGGAUACGAGAGCUUACCACUUCAUCGGUUGCCUUCGUCAUUGGCAUGAUGGCCAAAACACCUACAGGCGUUGGAGAUCAAAACCAGCAGGCCCAGAGUGGUGGAUGGGGAGACAGGCCAGAAACUCCUGGAGUGUCGACAUGGAAUGUGGAAGUGUUUGUUCAGACAAUUCAAGAGAUGGUACCUAGUUUGAACUGGAAGGAAGUGGUACAGCAGUUGGAUCACCCAGGAUUCCAUAUUGUUGGCAAGAAGGGGCUACAGCUGCUUGUUCAGGCCUUGUUCCGGGGUCUUCAACAGGAACCUUUUCCCAUUCAGAAUAUUUUCCAGACCUGGAAUAACACAGAGGGACAGGUCAGUGUACAAGCUUCUCUUAUGUCUGUGGCGAUUAAGAUGUUCUUAGGCUCAGGAAAAUAUCGAUUUUGGGGAGCAUGGUCACUUUGA